This is a messenger RNA of Pan troglodytes (chimpanzee), 1726 nucleotides long. RefSeq names its product notch homolog 2 N-terminal-like protein R. Gene Ontology annotation, molecular function: calcium ion binding; Notch binding. NCBI's taxonomy places the organism in Eukaryota, Metazoa, Chordata, Mammalia, Primates, Hominidae. The record is from RefSeq and is a predicted model, not a curated record. The transcript is spliced from 6 exons. Bases 280 to 1074 code for a protein of 264 amino acids. Gene Ontology annotation, biological process: Notch signaling pathway.
CCUUGGUGAAGCAGGACAGCAAGCAGGUCCAGGUGAACCUCCAGGACCUGGGCUAUGAGACUUGUGGCUGAAGCGAGAAUCAGGCUGAACAGGAGGAAACCACCAGUCCUGAGUGUGAGGAGCACAACAGCCUCAAGGAAGUGAUCCUGAUGGAGGGGCUGUGCUCUGAGCAGGGGUGCCGGGGCUGGCUAGUUCGUCUGAGAGGAAGCCCUUGGAGAACCAGCUAGGGAAGCAGGAAGAGUUCCGGGUAUAUGGAAAGUCAGAAAACAUCUCGGUCCUAUGAAAGGACAUCAAAGAUCUGAAGGCCCAGCUGCAGAAUGCCAACAAGGUCAUUCAGAACCUCAAGAGCCAGCAUUGCAGUGUCGAGAUGGCUAUGAACCCUGUGUAAAUGAAGGAAUGUGUGUUACCUACCACAAUGGCACAGGAUACUGCAAAUGUCCAGAAGGCUUCUUGGGGGAAUAUUGUCAACAUCGAAACCCCUGUGAGAAGAACCGCUGCCAGAAUGGUGGGACUUGUGUGGCCCAGGCCAUGCUGGGGAAAGCCACGUGCCGAUGUGCCUCAGGGUUUACAGGAGAGGACUGCCAGUACUCGACAUCUCAUCCAUGCUUUGUGUCUCGACCCUGCCUGAAUGGCGGCACAUGCCAUAUGCUCAGCCGGGAUACCUAUGAGUGCACCUGUCAAGUCGGGUUUACAGGUAAGGAGUGCCAAUGGACUGAUGCCUGCCUGUCUCAUCCCUGUGCAAAUGGAAGUACCUGUACCACUGUGGCCAACCAGUUCUCCUGCAAAUGCCUCACAGGCUUCACAGGGCAGAAGUGUGAGACUGAUGUCAAUGAGUGUGACAUUCCAGGACACUGCCAGCAUGGUGGCACCUGCCUCAACCUGCCUGGUUCCUACCAGUGCCAGUGCCCUCAGGGCUUCACAGGCCAGUACUGUGACAGCCUGUAUGUGCCCUGUGCACCCUCGCCUUGUGUCAAUGGAGGCACCUGUGGGCAGACUGGUGACUUCACUUUUGAGUGCAGCUGCCUUCCAGAAAUGAGAUAUAGGGGAGAGAAACACAUACUUGGAAAGAAUUGACCCAGCUGAAUUGGAAAAUGUGGGAAGGGGAUGGGGAAGAGGCUGCUCCACCUGAGAUCUGGCUCCAGGACUUACAGCAAGGGGAACUUGGGCAAGUUACAGACUCUCUAUGCCUCAGUUUAUCAGCAAAACAGAAUCAUCCCAUAAACUGUAAGGUCGAUGGUAUCAGCGGGUCCCCAAACUGACUGCACAUCUGAGUCAUGUUAACAAACACAUUCCAGGCCCCACCUGAGCCCUCUGAAUCAGAAUCCCUGUAAGGAGGACGAUGAACUUGAAUUUGCACUGACUUUCCCAGCUGUUUCUUACUCUGAUCAACUUGGGGGUAGGACCCAUUGUGCUGCAUCACAUCAUUCCAAAGCCAAAACACAACAGCAAGACAAGAAUAUUUUCAAGGCAGUCUCUAAAGCAGAGGAGAAACUGUUGAGGGAACCUAGAAGUAAAGGAGAUCUGGCUUGCUGGGCUCCAUUAGAACUUUGAGUACAACAGAGACAUGAGCCCUUUGGGACACAUGCCUGAGGUAGUGACAGUCCAACUUUGGAAGAGUGGAAGCCCUAGUUUCAAAUUCAAGCAUGCUUUGAGUAGAAAUUAAGUUUACCUCUUUUUGCACAGCAACAUGGCCAAUCUUUCCUAAGCUGCUCAGCUUACAAGAAAA